Messenger RNA from Microthlaspi erraticum, 1428 nucleotides. NCBI's taxonomy places the organism in Eukaryota, Viridiplantae, Streptophyta, Magnoliopsida, Brassicales, Brassicaceae. The record is from the annotation of a GenBank genome assembly.
AUGACAAGUCUGACUGGUAAAGACGUAAAGUUUGAAUGGUCGGAGGCAUGCUCAAAAAGUUUUGAAAAGCUAAAGGAGCAUUUGACACAGACGCCUAUAUUGGUUUUACCAAAGAUGGGAAUUCCAUACGUGGUUUUCACAGAUGCAUCAGGAUCUGGUCUAGGAUGUGUGCUGACACAGAAAGAGCGUGUGAUAGUUUAUGCAUCUAGACAGUUACGGAAACAUGAGGUGAAUUACCCGACCCACGAUUUGGAGUUAGCAGCAGUUGUUUUUGCUCUUACGAUUUGGCGGGCUUAUCUUUAUGGAGAGAAAGCACAAAUAAUGACGGAUCACAAGAGUUUGAAAUAUAUUUUCACUCAAGGAGAGCUGAAUCUAAGGCAACGCAGAUGGGUAGAGAAAUUGGCAGAUUAUGAUUUGGAGAUCACUUACCAUCCGGGAAAGGCUAAUCAAGUGGCCGAUGCUUUGAGCAGACGCAGAGUCAAUGCUUCGACUACAAAAGAUGUACAAGAGCUAAUUGCGACAUUAGCUAGUCUGAGUUUAUGCGCUACUACAGUAGGAGAAAAUUCUUUGGGAUUAGAAGCUGUAGACCAAGCAGACUUAUUAUGGAGAAUUAGAGAGACUCAGAAAGAUGAUUUUGCUCUACGGAAAUUGGUGAACAAAGAAGUGGCUGGAUAUCACACUGAUGGUAAUGGAACAUACCUGUACAGGAACCGGGUAUGUGUCCCCGAGAACGAGGAACUUAAAAGACAGAUUUUGCGUCAGGCACACCAGUCUCGUUUUUCUGUACAUCCCGGAAACACAAAGAUGUAUCGAGACUUGAAGCAGUAUUAUCAUUGGGGAGGCAUGAAGCGAGAUGUCGCUACUUGGGUAUCACAGUGUCAAACAUGUCAGUUGGUGAAAGCAGAACACCGAGUUCCUAGUGGACUUUUACAGAAUUUGCCACUACCUGAGUGGAAAUGGGAUAUGGUGACAAUGGACUUUGUUACCGGACUACCAAGGACAAGUAACGGCAAAAAUGCGAUUUGGACAGAGACCCUAAGUUCACAUUCGAUAUUCUGGCAAGCAUUUCAAAAGGCAUUGGGUACAAAGGUACGCCUAAGUACGGCCUAUCAUCCACAGACGGAUGGUCAGUCUGAAAGGACAAUUCAGACAUUGGAGGAUAUGCUGAGAGCAUGUGUCCUAGACUGGGAAGGCAAAUGGGGAAAAUAUUUGCCACUAGCUGAAUUUGCCUACAACAAUAGUUAUCACUCUAGCAUUGAAAUGUCACCAUAUGAGGCUCUAUAUGGAAGACCGUGCCGUACGCCCCUAUAUUGGACCGAAGUUGGGGAGCGCCUAGAUUUAGAGCCGGAAAUAGUCCAAGAGACAGUAGAGCAAGUGGAGUUGCUUCGGAGUAGACUUAAGGAGGCGCAUGACCGUCAGAAAAGUUAA